AUGCUCACCCGCAGCGACGCCGGCGGCGCCGCCGCGGCCGCCGCGCUCGUCGGCGGCGACGUCCCCGCGCCCGACGACGACUUCGGCGGCUGGCGCUCCCUGUGGGGGGCCAACGCAGAGCUGCGCACCGACGCGCGCCGCGUGCUGCGCUGCCGCCGCGUGGCCCCGCUCAGCGUCAGCGGCAGCGCCGUGGUCGACGAGUCGGGGGAGCUCGUGGCCGCGGUGGCUGCCGGGUUACGCGUCGUCACCGGGCCGCGGACGGGGGUCGGGGCGAAGGUGCAGGUGAACAGCCGAGGUUACUGCAACGCGAGCCUCCAGAUCAGAUCGCACACGAGCACGAGGUUGGGGCUGCUGGGGCUGUACCCCCUGGGGACGCUGCUGUGGGACAUGGCCGGCGCGGGGCUCGAGCGGCGGCGCGCGCGGCGGCGGGCGGAGCGGCAGCGGCGGCAGCAGGCGCGGAAGGAGCAGCAGCGGGCGCUGGGCGACGGCGGCGGCGGCGAUGGCGGCGGCGGCGGCGAGCGCGUCUGA
This is a messenger RNA of Monoraphidium neglectum, 528 nucleotides long. RefSeq lists its product as hypothetical. NCBI's taxonomy places the organism in Eukaryota, Viridiplantae, Chlorophyta, Chlorophyceae, Sphaeropleales, Selenastraceae. The coding region runs from base 1 to 528 and encodes 175 amino acids. The transcript has a single exon. The record is from RefSeq and is a predicted model, not a curated record.